Messenger RNA from Dichomitus squalens LYAD-421 SS1, 468 nucleotides. RefSeq lists its product as uncharacterized. The record is from RefSeq and is a predicted model, not a curated record. Bases 1 to 468 code for a protein of 155 amino acids. Lineage: Eukaryota; Fungi; Basidiomycota; Agaricomycetes; Polyporales; Polyporaceae. The transcript has 2 exons.
AUGGACUCUGGUUCUGCUGGAGAACUUGAGCUUCGAGCUCAUGUCCAUAGCUUGAUGACGGAGUACGCCUUACAGCAUCUUACCACCAAUUAUGUUACCUGGACGCAGGACAGUGUCGCAAACCUCCUCUCAGAAUCGCUGGCAUAUGCACCGACGCGCUCUCCGACAGAUGUCUUUCUUACAAAGGAUCCGUUCGAGUACCUAUGUCAGAAAUGGGGCUUGUCAAAACUAGACGUCUAUGAGGAACGUUGGGUGGUCGAGGAUGUCAAGACCUUAUCUUAUCUCAAGAGGGAGAUGGACGUGCUUAGAAGCGGUGGGGCGACAGAACGAGUAUGGAAAGAUUGUAGCGAUGGUAUGUGUUUGAUCCAUAGGUCCUCAUUAUGCGCUGAGCUUCGUCGCAGAAGACCACAGCACAUUCUUGCUGAGCAGGCCCAUGUCCCCCAUAUUGUCACGCCGCUCCAGAGAUGA